Molecule: messenger RNA, 552 nt
Organism: Hansenula anomala
Lineage: Eukaryota; Fungi; Ascomycota; Saccharomycetes; Phaffomycetales; Wickerhamomycetaceae
Gene: PCL1
Product: Pcl1p
Exons: 1
Biological process (GO): regulation of cyclin-dependent protein serine/threonine kinase activity
Cellular component (GO): nucleus; cyclin-dependent protein kinase holoenzyme complex
Molecular function (GO): protein kinase binding; cyclin-dependent protein serine/threonine kinase regulator activity
Source: RefSeq, a predicted model, not a curated record
GACCAACAAGCUUUAUCUUUAUUGAUGUCUUCUCCAGUUACUCAAGACAUGCUUUCACACAUUGUCAACGUUACACUCAAGGUUAUCCAAUGCAAAAAAUCAAAAACUGUUCUACCUUCACCACCUUCAAGUCCAAAUCAAAAAUCAUCAAAGAAUUUACCAUCAUUAAUGACUUUCAUUUCACGUCUUGUUAGAUACACAAAUGUUUACACUGGUACUUUGUUGACAACUUUAGUUUAUUUGGAAAGAUUAAGUGCUAAACUACCAAAAAAUGCUGAAGGUUUACCAUGCACUUUACACAGAAUCUUUUUGGCUUGUUUGAUUCUCUCUUCAAAAUUCCACAAUGAUAGUUCUCCAAAAAACUACCAUUGGGCAAAAUAUACCGAUGGUCUUUUCAAAUCUGAAGAUGUCAAUUUGAUGGAACGUCAAUUGUUAUCACUUAUGGAUUGGGAUUUGUCAGUUUCAAAUACUGACCUAAUUCGUUCGUUGAAAAGAUUUAUUGAUCCAAUCAAAGCUGAUUUGAGAAAAACUUCAAGAGUUCGUCGUCAUAUC